This is a messenger RNA of Calliphora vicina (urban bluebottle blowfly), 1869 nucleotides long. It is a transcript of the gene mbm, whose product is annotated as mushroom body miniature. NCBI's taxonomy places the organism in Eukaryota, Metazoa, Arthropoda, Insecta, Diptera, Calliphoridae. The coding region runs from base 88 to 1839 and encodes 583 amino acids. Gene Ontology annotation, molecular function: nucleic acid binding; zinc ion binding. The record is from RefSeq and is a predicted model, not a curated record. The transcript is spliced from 2 exons.
ACAAAAUACAUCAACACGUGCAAGUGUUUUAUUUACAAAAAUAUAUUUUUAAAUUUAUUGGCGUACAUUAAUAUAUAGUGCAUCAACAUGAAUAAUAAUAAUUGGAAUAAUAAUGAUAACAGUGGUAGAGGUGGUAGAGGAAGGCGAAAUGGUAGAGGCCCUAGAAAUAAUCAAAGGCAAAAUAAUGGUAAUAGCUUUUCAGGAAGAAGUGAAAGAAAUUUCCCAAAAUUUGCUGACAAUGAUUACAUUAAUAAUGAAUCGAAUAAUUGGAACUAUGAUAACAAUGCAAACAAUAAUUUUAAUAAUAACAGAAAUGUUGAUGGAGCUGGCAUUUUUCCCUGGAUUAGAAAACAUCCAGUCAAUCCGCUAAUAAUACCACCAAUAGAGCAAAUUAAUAAUGAACCAUAUUACGAGGAACACACAAAUAUUAAUAAAUUUGAUGCACAGAACUUGCAGGAACCUGUAGAAAAUGCGUCUUUACCUAAGGCGAAUGAUAAAGAUAACUCUGUCUCCAGAAGUAGGAAUAAUUCUGUGUCUACAAUUGCAAAAUCAGAUGCUGGAGUAGCUGAAACACCUAAAACUGAGACUGAGACAAAUGUUAAAAUUAAGCAGGAAAAAGUUCUGACAAUAAAAUUAAAACAAGAAAGAAAAUCCUCAAGUUCAUCAUCAUCUAGUGAAUCAUCUUCAAGCGAUGAAGAACCUGAGACUACUAAAAAACCAGCAGUAGUUAAGAAAGCGGCAAAACCAUCAUCGUCACCACUUAAUAUUAAACUAAAACCUAAAGCCAAUCCUGUAAACUCAACACCAGUAAAGGCAGCUCAAAAGUUAAAAACUGUACCAGAACCAUCAUCAUCGUCGUCAUCAUCAUCAUCUUCCGAUGAAGAAGCUAGUGCGCCUCCAGCUGCAAAAGUUGAAAAAAAGUCAAAGUCACAACAAGUUGCAAAAAAAGAAACUAAAACGUCAAAAAAGAAAAUUAGCUCAGAAGAUGAUGUUGUUUGCAUUGGAAAAUUGGAAAAUAAAAUCGUAUUAGAAGAUGAAAGUGAAGACGACGAAAACACUGAAAGUGAAAUCGAAGAAGAAGAAGCUAAAACAACGAUUUUAAAUAAAAAGACUACGAAAUCCGCUAAAAAGACUGCAGAAAAAUGCAUGAUUUGCGGUAAAAAAGGUCACACUUCAUUUCAAUGCCAAAUGAUUUGUAAAAAUUGCUCUGGACCAUAUCAUGGCUAUCGCACGUGCCCACAACCGGCCAAUUUAAAUACAAUGCUGCAAUUGUAUAUGGAAUUUUGUAUGCAACAGUUGCAAAAUUUUAAUGCCGCAAAACAAAUGGAAACAAAUCCUAGUGAUAGCAUUCCUAAGCCGCAGGUCGAUUCACCUUUUUCAUCAAUUGGCAAUAACAAAGCAAAUAAACUCAAAAGAAAACAUGCAAAGGCAAUCGAAACCAAAACUAAAACAAAAAAAUCUAAAAAACGUAAAGUAUCUGCUACAAAAAAGAAAAGCUCUAAAGUCGAUAGUGAUGACAGUAGUGACGAAACUGAAGACGAUUCUGAUUCCGAAACAUCUGCAACAGAAUCAGAAGAGGAAUCUUCCGACUCACCUGUUGAAAGCUUAGUUUCUUCUAAGAAGAAACUCAAAAUGAAGAAUAAAAAUGCUUCAAAAGCCGCACUUAACUUAUCAAAUUUGACUACAAAUCCAGCCAAUUUACCUCUGGUUUUAAAUGGUUUUCCCAAUUUAACAGUUGGAACUCCAACUAAACAGAAUGCUAAUACAUCAACAAAUGCUUUAAAUACCUUACUAUUAACGCAAAUGUUUCAAAAUGCGAUCGGCUCUUUAAAACAAUAAUGUUAUUAUAAAACUUAUUUUAUAAGAAAA